CGUCGGUCCGACAUCUGAAAAAGAUGUUAAAAACCGAAACGUCUUGAAAUUCAACAGAUCAAGAAAUGCAGACCAUGCAUCUCCUUCACCUAAACAAAGCACCCUAUAAAUAAAUCAAAACUGAGACUAAUUAAAGAAGUUAGCAAAACACAAGGUGAACAAGAUAUUAAUGAACAUGAUGAUUAGUUCCAGGAUUCGUAUCUGUUUCUUGGUUUUCAUGUGUGCGAGCCUUGGUAUUAUACCAACCCCAAGCCUUGGUCAUAGUCACAUAUGCCUGCCGAAUGACCAUGUUGCCCAAUUCAUCUUCGGAGAUUCUCUUUUUGAUGCAGGAAACAAUAACUACAUCAACACCACGUACCAGUACCGGGCAAAUGUUUAUCCCUAUGGGGAAACCUUCUUUAACUACCCAACUGGGAGAUUUUCUGAUGGCCGUAUAAUUCCAGAUUUCAUAGCUGAGUUUGCAAAGUUGCCAUUGAUUCCGGCGUACCUACAUCCUGGUUAUAAGCGAUAUGCAGAUGGGGCUAACUUUGCAUCUGGCGGAGCUGGUGCUCUGGUCGGAACUCAUCUAGGAUCGGUGAUAGACCUGCACACACAACUCAGUAAUUUCAAGAGAAUGAAGACGCUAUUGAAGAAAGAGAUAGGUGAAGCAGAAGCCAAGACAUUGGUGUCAAGAGCUGUUUACAUAACCAGCGUCGGAAGCAACGAUUACGUAGCCCCAUAUACUGCAAACUCAAGCUUGUUUCAAUCCUACUCUCCAGAAGAGUAUGUAGAUAUGGUUAUUGGCAACUUGACAACUGUGAUCAAAGGAAUACACAAGGAAGGAGGAAGGAAAUUUGCGUUUGUAAACUUGGCGCCAUUGGGUUGCUUCCCAUUUUUAAAGCUAAUAAACGCAGGUGAAUGCGUGGAGAAAAUUACAGCACUGGUAAAACUGCACAACAAAGCACUUCCACAUGUCCUCCAGGAGCUAGAGAGCCAGCUGAAAGGAUUCAAAUACUCAAUUACAGAUUUCUACAGUAUAGUCAGUGAAAUAAUGAAUAACCCUAUAAAAUAUGGUUUCAAGGAAGGGAAGACGGCAUGCUGUGGAUCUGGUCGAUACAGAGGAGUUAACAGUUGUGGAGGGAAGAGAUCCGUCAAAGUGUAUGAAUUAUGUGAAAAAGCCAGUGACUAUGUGUUCUUUGACUCUAGCCAUCCUACUGAAAGGGCCAGCUUGCUAAUAGCCAAGUCGAUGUGGAGUGGAAACCAAAGUGUUACAUGGCCUUACAAUGUAAAAGCACUUGUUGAGCAGAGGGUUUUCGAAGUUGAAUUGAAGAAUACGAUUCCUUGGCCUCCACCAUUACCUCAAGAGUUGAUACUUGAUCCUGUCACCUUGGAGGAACUCUACUCCCUCCUUUUCAUCUGUGAAUUAAGGAUAAAUCACAACAAUCAGCCUCUUCAAGUUGUUGCUUCUGCGAAUACGGCCACCAAACAACCUCAGCAGCAAACCAGACAAUCUGGGGAAAAGAUAAAGCUACAGUACAGCCUGCCUCUCUCUCUAAGCGUUGGUUUCUCUCUUCAAGGAAGCAUGUUCUCAUGCAGAGCUUUAAUGGGAGAGACGAUGGAGAGUUUUGGGUCCUUGGAGAGGAUGGUGUCAAACUCGGUCUGGACUCUGGAGCUCGUGCAGAGCUUUAAUGGGGGAGGAAGAGUUGAGCUCGUCGAACUUGGGGUUCAGGUGAGCUUGAAACUGGUGUGA
Juglans microcarpa x Juglans regia is the source of this 1729-nucleotide messenger RNA. Its product is annotated as GDSL esterase/lipase 1-like. Lineage: Eukaryota; Viridiplantae; Streptophyta; Magnoliopsida; Fagales; Juglandaceae. The transcript has 8 exons. Bases 170 to 1729 code for a protein of 519 amino acids. Gene Ontology annotation, molecular function: hydrolase activity, acting on ester bonds. The record is from RefSeq and is a predicted model, not a curated record.